UGCUGGAUGGACAGGAUUUGCACUGCCCUGCAAUCCCGCUGAUACAAAAAUGCCUUUAAGAUCCUGCCUUUCCCAUCCUAAUCUACAAAGGAAACAGGAAAAAGGAACUUAAACUCCCUGUACUCAGACAGCAAUGAGACCGUUCCAGCCUGCUCCAGCGCUGAGAUUUCUUGCUUGUGACUUGUAAACAGCCUGCCAUGCAGGAGGAGAGUAACUGGUAAACGUCUGCGCCGAGAAAAGGAUACUCCAUGAGCGACUGUAAGAACUGGAUGGAUAAAUUUUGGAAAGCAUGGACCCUUUAGCACAUCUAGUUCUCUAUGGAUUCAGCCUGAUAAUUUCAGGUAAAGUGGAAGCGGCACUGGACCUCAUACUGAUCAAUUCAUUCCCUCUGGUGGGCAACUCCGAGACAUCACUUAUCUGUAUCACUUCCAAAUGGCGUUCCCGGGAGUCUAUCACAAUCGACCGAGACCAGGAGGAUGUGACAAACCAGCACCGGGAACCGCUGGAAGUUAAUGAAGAUUCAAAGAGAGCAACAGCCAAAACAGUGGUGUGGAAGAGGGAACAGGCCAGUGAAACCAUUGGGGCAUAUUACUGUGAAGGGAAACUCAAGGAUGAGGUGACCAGGAUACAUACCAUGAAGAUGCCGCUGGGAGCCUCGUUCCACCCGGUGGCAUUAACUGUUACAGCAAAUAAGGGAGAGCAUGUGAAUAUUUCCUUCAUCAGAAUGGCAGCAAAAGAAGAAGAUGCAGUGAUCUACAAAAAUGGUUCCUUCAUCCACUCUGUGCCCAGGCAUGAAGUACCAGGGGAGCUGGAAGUCUCCUAUCCUCAAGUUCAACCACAGGACGCAGGGGUUUAUUCUGCCAGAUAUAUAGGAGGAAACCUCUUUACUUCUGCUUACACAAGGCUUAUUGUGAGACGAUGCGAAGCUCAGAAAUGGGGCCCUUCCUGUAGCUCACACUGCCCUUCCUGCACAAACAACGGCAUUUGUCAUGAAGAUACUGGGGAAUGCAUCUGUCCUCCAGGUUUUAUGGGAAAAACAUGUGAGAAAGCUUGUGGAGCCAAUACAUUUGGCAAAACAUGUGAGGAGAGCUGUAAAGAAAACUAUGGCUGCAGAAACUAUAUGUUCUGUCUACCAGAUCCAUAUGGUUGUUCUUGCGCCACAGGAUGGAUGGGACUGGAAUGUGAUAAAGAGUGCAAACCUGGUUUUUAUGGGCCGGAUUGCAAACUCAAAUGUAACUGUCACAACCGAGGGACAUGCGACAGGUUUAAGGGCUGCAUCUGCUCCCUCGGAUGGCAUGGUCUGCAAUGUGAAAAAGAAGGUUCAGCAGAUGUUUCACCUCAGAUAGAAAACUUACUAGACCCUGUAGAACUCAAUUCUGGUGUUGAAUUCAAGCCUUUUUGUAUAGCAACUGGGAUGCCACUUCCUAAAUCUGAAGAAUUUAAACUAUUAAAGCAAGAUGGAACUGUCCUAAGGCCUGCCCUGAUAGUUACCAGCAAUCGCUCUGAAGCCAUGUUUACAAUUAAUCGAAUCCAGCCCCGUGAUACAGGAACCUGGGUCUGCAGUGUGCAGACAGUAGCAGGAAUGGCAGAAAAAGCAUUUCAAGUUACAGUCAAAGUUCCUCCUGUGCCACAGUAUGCUCCAAGGCUGACAGAUAGCGGACAUAAUUUUCUCAUAAUUGAUAUCAAUGCUGAGUUACAUCUUGGAGAUGGACCUGUUGUGUCAACAAAACUCCUGUACAAGCCAGCAAAACAUUAUCAGUCCUGGAUGUCUGUGGAAGUAAAAGGCACAACCAAAAGACUGGACAAUCUGGAACCAAAAACACAAUAUCAGUUUUGUGUGCAGCUGAGUCGGCGAGGGGAAGGUGGGGAAGGCCAUCCUGGACCACAGGCUAGCUUCACAACAGCUGCGCUUGGUCUUCCUCCACCAGAAGGUCUCGCUCUCUUCCCAAAAAGUAUGACAUCCCUGAAUUUGUCAUGGCAUCCUUUAACACUGAGGGCAGAGGAUGACAUUCGUGUUGAAGUGGAAAGGAAGAGCGUCAAUGACAACGGUGAUGAGAGCAGUGUUAUUACUCAAGUGCCAGGAAAUAUGUCCACGCUGAUCAUUAAAGAUCUUGAGCCUAGACAGCAAUACAUGUGCAGGGUACGGGUGAACACCAGGUCCCAAGGAGAAUGGAGCAACUAUCUGUAUGCAUGGACUUUCAGUGACAGAAUCCCUCCGGCGCCAUACAACAUCAGGUUCUCUAACACCACAGACACAUCCUCAGUCAUCUCUUGGACAACUGCCGAGGGUCACUCCAUCUCCUCCAUCAUCAUCAGCUACAAAAUUUAUGGCAAGGCUGAGUACAACCACAUCGAUAUUAUCAUAAAGAACACCAGCAUUACUCAAUACCAUCUCAAGGGCCUGGAGCCAAACACUGUGUACCAGGUUCAGAUCAAUGCUCAGAACAACAUUGGCUUGAGCAACCCAAACACCUCCUUUGAACUGAAGACUCUUCCAGAAGCUAAAGCUCCAUACGAAUCAAAAGGAGGCAAAAUGCUGCUUAUUGCUAUCCUUGGCUCUGCAGGGAUGACCUGUGUAACAAUUCUCCUGGCCUUUCUCAUCAUGCUGCAGUUAAAGAGAGCCAACUUCCAGCGUCGAAUGGCUCAGGCUUUCCAAAAUGUGGUGAGGGAAGAGCCAGCUGUACAGUUUAACUCAGGUACUCUCACCCUGAGCAGGAAAGCCAAAAACAGCCCAGAUCCCACUAUUUAUCCAGUUCUUGAGUGGAAUGACAUAAAAUUUCAAGAUGUGAUUGGGGAAGGUAACUUUGGGCAAGUCCUGAAAGCACGCAUUAAGAAGGAUGGCUUACGCAUGGACGCUGCGAUUAAAAGGAUGAAAGAGUAUGCCUCAAAAGAUGAUCACAGAGACUUUGCUGGAGAACUUGAAGUUCUUUGUAAACUUGGUCAUCACCCCAACAUAAUAAAUCUCUUGGGAGCAUGUGAACAUCGGGGAUAUCUUUAUCUUGCUAUCGAAUAUGCCCCCCAUGGAAAUUUGCUGGACUUCCUUCGGAAAAGCAGAGUGCUAGAGACAGACCCAGCAUUUGCUAUUGCCAACAGCACUGCAUCUACACUUUCCUCUCAGCAGCUUCUGCAUUUUGCAGCAGACGUUGCUAGAGGGAUGGACUACUUGAGCCAGAAACAGUUUAUUCAUCGAGAUUUGGCAGCAAGAAACAUCUUGGUUGGAGAAAAUUAUGUUGCAAAAAUAGCUGACUUUGGCUUAUCAAGAGGUCAAGAAGUUUAUGUUAAGAAGACCAUGGGACGGCUUCCAGUGCGAUGGAUGGCAAUUGAAUCUUUGAACUACAGUGUUUAUACCACAAACAGUGAUGUAUGGUCAUACGGUGUCCUGUUAUGGGAAAUUGUUAGUUUAGGUGGAACACCGUAUUGUGGAAUGACGUGUGCAGAACUCUACGAAAAACUGCCUCAAGGGUACAGACUGGAAAAGCCUCUCAACUGUGAUGAUGAAGUGUACGACCUAAUGAGACAGUGCUGGAGAGAGAAACCAUACGAAAGACCAUCAUUUGCCCAGAUACUGGUGUCACUGAACAGGAUGUUAGAAGAAAGGAAGACCUAUGUGAAUACCACCCUAUAUGAGAAGUUUACUUACGCAGGCAUUGAUUGCUCCGCUGAAGAAGCUGCUUAAGACAGGAGAAACAUUCAUUCGUCAAUGAUGUAUUGAAGAAAACCAAAACUCAAUCUGCUGGAGCCCAAAAUGUGAUCUGCUGUGUAGAACUGUGUAUAGCUCUAACUGUAUAUAAUACAGUAAUACUGUUUUACUACAGAUAUGUAUGUGUAUAUCACACAGUAACCUCUGCCCCCACAGCCUGUAGAAGUGUAUAUACUGUUCAGAGUGGGAAUAGACUGAAGUAAUGAAUUUUUUUGUUUCAUAUGCAGGGUUUUCUAUUUUCCUAGCCAUGUAGAUAUAGUGUAUACAUAUAAUUACUGUAAUGUAUUAGGUAUUGCCAUCUUAGAUAUUUUUGAUACUUUCCAAGAGCUACUGGUAGAAAAUCAGUGUCUUAUAGCAGUAUUUCAUAGACAUUUCAUUAAGAUUUAAAAAAAAAAAAAAAGCUAAGCUCAAUGUGACAAUGGGAGUUACACACAAACGUCAAUUCAGUAGGCUGACCAAGGAUAAUUAAUUAUUAAGUAAGACUCCUGCUUGAAUGUAAAAGUGAGCUAGUAGAAAUAAUCUGUUCAAAAAUUCUAUUGAGACUUGUGAGAUACAAGGCAUGCUAUUGCUAUUUCAUUGUCCAGUUUAACAGUCAGUGUGUGCCUAUGUGCAAAAUAUGCAUAUAUUUUGAAGCGUUUAAUGCUAUCAGAGGCAGCCGUACAGCAAUUAUCCUGAAGCAUAGGAUUGAGGAACAUACUACGUAUUGUAAAACACAUUUUUACGAUUAGCCUGGAUAUACAUGAGGCUUAUUCAAUUUGUAUUUCAUUCAAUAAUUUCACUGCAUAAUUGCAAAUUACUACCUGUUAUGUACAAGCAGGGCUUACUUACUUUUGCUUAUUUUAUCCAUUAUGCAGUCUGUAGUGUGGUAUGGCGUCUUAAAAAUACUGUAUUCAAAUGCUUCAAAAUGAUGACAUUUGGCCUGCCAGAAAGAACUUCUAGUCCUCAGGUUAGACAAACAGAGGCAGGAACGGCUUGAGCUUCUGGUAUCAAGUCAACCACAUGGGAUUCUGUGGAUUUACCCAAUUCAAAUGCCUCAUAUACAAUACACAACUUGAGAUGCCUCUAUUCAAUCUACACCUCACAGAACUACAGCUAUUAAAAAUAUCCACUGGUUCUGUCUGAGUUUCAGAUAGACAAAAUGUUUCUAUACCUACAAUGUGCACCGGGUACCCCAGGUUCAAUAGCUAGAUUUUACUGUCUGUUAUUCAGUGCUGGAAAGACCAAUUUAUGGCAGUAGGUGCCACAUAAAGGUUUUCCUCAUAACCUUUAGCAGGUUGUAUGUUCUGCCUUCCACAGGACAAUACAUCAGAUCCCAUGCCCCUCCUUCACAGGUGUCUUCUAUUUGUUGCUUGGCUCUCAAGAGCAUUACCAGUGCCAAUAGUUUUCUAUUAUUACAAAUACCCCACAUCCUAACAUUCUUUAUACACCUCCACCUAUUUACACCUGCUGACAUCUAUGCACAAGCUUAGAGUAUCAUCAGCUAUUCCUCACAUUCUUUGUUGAUAUCACAGCAUUAGUUUUCCCAUGUUCUCUCACAUACAGUUAUCACAGUCAUACUCAGUACAAGUUUUUUUGUUGGGAAAGAAAAGAAGCGUUUCAGACAAGUGGAGCUGGCCAUGCUUUGAGGAGUAUGUGACUCAGAAUGGCAGGUAACUGUUUAUAGUCAAGUGUUAUCUAUAGUUUAAAAAGAAAUUAUUUCACACCUGAUUAGAGAAAGUGGAGCCUUUAAGAACAAAAAGGCAGGAGCAAGCCUCCACACCACUUCUCCCCCAAGCCUUCUCCCUCAACAUCCUCAACUUCCAUUUAGUGCAGCAGCUCUGAUUGAUUGUUCAACAGUCUGAGUGCAGACAAAAAAAAAAUUGUCCUUGAUAUGUCCAAGAAAAACUCAAGAGCUACAGAAGAACACAGUGUGCUUGUCAGGAGAGCUAAGAAAUUAUCUGAGAACAGACACCACUGGCUAGCAAAAUGCAAGAUUCACCAGAUACAAGGGGAGGAGGGGUAACAAAAAUUCCAAAAGCACCUUUGCCCUCAGUAGAUUAGCUGAAAAGUAAGGUAUAACGACCCUUGGAGAUGUCUGAAUUCAGCUAAUCCACUCAAGGGCUGCAAUUCUCCUGCUCCUCAGUAACCCAAAAGGAAGCACCCAUCUGGUCUUAAAUGAUGGGGUAUUUAAUUCUUACUUCUCUGUGGACAGACUGUGCCUGACACAACUAUAAAGUCAAACACAGCCCCUCCCUCUACCCAAAAUAUAAUGGUCAGGCAUUUUCUGAAGCUAAAAGACAAAAUGUUGACUAUUACAUACAUCUCAUCAAAACAUAUAAAUACCAGAUGGAAGAAAGUAAGGCAGAUGGAAGUAGCCUUUGCUCAGCAGUAUCCAGUGACAGGAUGAGAAACAACAGACAUAAACAGAAAACUAGGAAAUUCCAUUGAGGGUGGUCAGGCUAUGGGAAAGAUGUCCCAGAAAGGUUAUUGAGUCUCCAGCAUUAGAGAUACUCAAAACAUGACAGGGCACUGCAGAGGACUAGACUAGAUGAUCUCCCCAGAUGCCUUUCAAUCACAGCUGUACUGUGGUUCUGUGAACUCUGCAAGAUGUGUUGUAAAAAAAAAAAAAAAAGUCAUCCA
Chroicocephalus ridibundus (black-headed gull) is the source of this 6319-nucleotide messenger RNA. RefSeq names its product TEK receptor tyrosine kinase (gene TEK). Bases 290 to 3676 code for a protein of 1128 amino acids. The transcript is spliced from 23 exons. The record is from RefSeq and is a predicted model, not a curated record. Gene Ontology annotation, biological process: multicellular organism development; positive regulation of angiogenesis; positive regulation of kinase activity. NCBI's taxonomy places the organism in Eukaryota, Metazoa, Chordata, Aves, Charadriiformes, Laridae. Gene Ontology annotation, molecular function: transmembrane receptor protein tyrosine kinase activity; protein binding; ATP binding. Gene Ontology annotation, cellular component: plasma membrane; signaling receptor complex.